Molecule: messenger RNA, 3713 nt
Organism: Gymnodraco acuticeps
Lineage: Eukaryota; Metazoa; Chordata; Actinopteri; Perciformes; Bathydraconidae
Product: zinc finger protein 883-like
Exons: 3
Coding region: 845-2653 (602 amino acids)
Biological process (GO): regulation of transcription by RNA polymerase II
Cellular component (GO): nucleus
Molecular function (GO): RNA polymerase II cis-regulatory region sequence-specific DNA binding; DNA-binding transcription activator activity, RNA polymerase II-specific
Source: RefSeq, a predicted model, not a curated record
UCUCACACAUUGGCUCAGUUCAGCAGGAACCGGAGUCACGUCAACACACAACGUUUUGUCCUGAAUGCCGAGCCAAUGAUCUGUGGUCACAUUCAGGGAGGAAAAGUACAGGGAUCAUGUGGGAUCUCAUUUGGUUAGUUAGCAUAAUACUAGUUAAGUUAGCAAAAUGUUUUUAUUUUCUUCAAAAGUUCUCUAAGUACUUCUUUGUUUGGUAGAUGUUGUCCAUACAGUACUGUAUUAUAUAUUUCAGGUUAAUAUAUCAUAAGAUUGUGAGCUCUCUAAGAUAAUUCACACUUAAAAGAUUAUCUAAACGUUAUUCAAAUAAAUAAAAUAAUACAAAAACUAGAUAUUUUCCCACAAAUUGCUCUUGCUAUUUAACCUAAGACAAUGUGUUUAAACAAAGACAUAUUUGAAGUAAUUUAUAUACCAAACCUGGCCUAAUAUUCUCCUCUUGCUACAAUAAAUACAAUGAAUAUUUUCUAUCAAGAACAUAGGCUAUGUAUAGUAGGCCUAUGUAUCGUACAAAAUCAAUGUUCAACAUCACUCGAGGCGCUACAUAUAAGGCCAUUUAUAUAUCUCUACUAGGGGGUGUAAACUGGUUAUUGUUUUUUUUUUUAUUAAUAAGGGAAUCAAUUUAUGGAGGAAAAAUAUCAAAAAAAGGUAAUGACGUAGUAAUGAUGUAGUACUAGUUUCCCUCCUGUAGAGGGCGGGCGUGUUCCUAAAGGGUGCCACACGAAGAAGAGAAGAAGAGAAUGCGGAACAACAACAAGAACACUUCGGUAACGUGCUCGGUGCAGAAAAUAAAGAUUUAAAUAUACAUUACAGCGUGAAGUUACUCACAAACAUGUCCAAUCUGGAGACUUUAGAGACUCAGAUAUGUGCUCUAAUGGACACCGUGGUGGAGGAAGCGGUGGCGGAGCUCGGCAGACUCCUGGCCGCUCAGCAGUGCUCUUCCCCGGCUAUAGUCUGUGCCGUGAAGAGCGAGGAGGAAGAGCGCGAGGUGACUCCGCGGGGGGGGAGACACCUGUGUGAUAACACUAUAACGAACCAGUUUGCAUCCCUCAUGGAGGCACGGACCAGAGCUGCUGUAGAGAAGAUCCUGACGCUGCUGAAAGUGUCUCUGUGUGAAGCGGCAGAGCAGAGGGCUGGGAGGAAGGACGAGAAGAAGCAGAAAAAUAACAAGAAGCGGAAAGCAGGGCAAGUGGCUGCGCCCAAAAAGCCAGAUUCAGACACACAUGAGAGUAACUCUGGGACCCCGUCUGAACCUGGAGCAGCCUCCGAGCCGGAGGUAACAGAGCAAGAGGUAACAGAGCAAGAGGUAACAGAGCAAGAGGUAACACAGCCGGAGGUAACAGAGCAAGAGGUAACAGAGCAAGAGGUAACAGAGCAAGAGGUAACAGAGCCGGAGGUAACAGAGCAAGAGGUAACACAGCCGGAGGUAACAGAGCAAGACGUCGUCCAGGAAGAUACCGGCCCUUCAACUAUCAAACCCACCAAGAAGAGCACAGGGCCUUUCAAAUGUCCUUCUUGUGACAAACAAUUCCGUCUGAAGUGUUGGAUGGACCGUCACUACCGGACUCACUCCAAACCUCACCUUUGCUCCGAGUGCGGCAAGGGAUUCGCCGACCAAAGGAUGCUCAUCGCACACUCGAGAAAACACACCGGAGAAAAGCCUUACGAAUGUUCAGACUGCGGGACUGAGUUCGCUUACAAAAGCACCUUCAAAAGACACAUGCUUAACCACAGCCUGAAGGAGCACAGCCUGAAGGAGACGAGCUUCCACACGUGCUCGCUGUGUGAAAAGCAGUUUGAGGGGCUCGUGACGUUUCAGCGGCACAGGUGCUGCGCCUUGAAAAAGACGUUCAACUGCUCGCUUUGCCUGGAGACGUUUACGUGCAGCCAGAGUUUGGUCGAUCACGAGCAGCUGCAUCCAGGCGCCAGAUAUUACGUGUGCGAGGUUUGCGGCGAGCGUUUCUUCUCCACCUCGUCUCUGGCCACACACCGGGUGACUCAUGCGGAAAGGAGAAAAUGCUGCGAGGAGCUCGGCCUAGGAACCAGCGACCCGAGCGUCCUGAAGAAUCACCUGAGCAAACACACCGGAGAAAAGCUCUUCUCCUGCCAGGUGUGCGGUAAAGGCUGCAGUCACCAGUGCGCCCUGAAUCACCACAUGCUAACACACACUGGGGACAAACCGUAUGUCUGCGAGACCUGCGGGAAACGCUGCGGCCACUCCAGUGCGCUCGUGAACCACAUGAGGGUCCACACGGGGAAGAAACCAGGGAAGCCUGUGUGUAAUAUCUGCGGCAAAACAUUCGUCCGCUCGGUCAAACUGAAGUACCACAUGAGCGUUCACACGGGGGAGAAGCCUUACGCCUGCGACCUGUGUGAUAAAAAGUUCAGCAACCCCAGCAAUCUCAAGACACACAUGAAUAUUCACUCGGGAGAGAAACCGUACGGCUGCAACAUCUGCGGCAAGAGGUUCGCUCAAUCCGUAGGCCUCAAGCUGCACUGGCGGGUGCACACAGGAGAGGAGCCGUACUGCUGCUCAACCUGCGGGCAACGAUUCAUGUUCAGCGGCAAUUUCAGGAAACACGAGAGGGCUCACCUGCAAAAAGAGCCAGGAGAUGGACAGUCUGAAAAAACUACAGUGUAAAUAUGAAAAAUGUCAUUGCUGAAUAUUAAAGGGGCCCCAUUAUGCUCUUUUUCAGGUUUACAUUUGUGUUUGGUGCCUAGUCUACUGUGACAUGUUUCCAGAUUUAAUGGUUCAAAAAAUGUAUUCGUCAAUAGUAUCAGAAUUCCGGAAAUACACUUAUCUGCUUUCUUGCAGAGUUAGACGAGAGGAGCAAAACCACUCUUGUUUCUCUACAGUAAAUAUGAUGUUACAGCCAGCAGCUACUUACAUUAGCAAAAAGUCUGGAAACAGGAAAACAUCUAUCUUCGCUCUGUCCAAAAGGAACAUUAUUUUGUACAGACAAUAUACAACAAGUUCAUGCUUACCAAAAAAGUUGUUUUUUUACAUACGGAGAGGCUUAGUGGUCAUAUUUUUAAUAAGAUAGGAUCAUGUCUGCUAGCUCCAACCUCCUUUUUAACAGAGAUAAAGCAAGAAAGUGGAUUAUCUUGUUUUUUCUCAAGAUGUCAAAACUUGUUGUCAUGGAUAUUGGAGCAGAUGGACCCAAACACAGGAGUCAGGUCCAACAACAGGAUACUUGAAUAGAAUAACUUGUUAUGCAUGGUCUGUGCUGGCAGGACCAAGCAGAACCAAACCAAAGACUGAACAGAACCAAACCAAGAAGAGUUGAAGGGCAGGUGGAGAGAUGGGUGGAGAUUAAGCUCAGGUGGGAGGAUGAGGUGAUUAGUCAGGAGAGCAGGGAAGGAGCUGAUUGGCUGGGAGAAAACUAGGAGCAGGAAACGAGGCUGAUUCACAGCAGGUGUGUGAGGGAAAACACAGCAAACAGAUCAAAUAAUUUAGACAAAAAGGCAAAGCUUAGACCUUCAUUAUCUGACAGAAAAAUAUGUUUUUAAUACAAAUUAUUUCUGAUGCAAUGAUGUUCAAUUUAAUGAAAAUACAUAUCUUGAAAAAUGUUUUUUAUUGACAUUAAACUGAGCUCAAUAAAAACGUUUUUUUUAAAUGUGACAUACGAUACGAUAAUACUUUAUUUGUCAGAUCAAGUCUGAAAUUUGACUUGCGUCACAGCAGCUCCAUGUCCAACAUC